Onychomys torridus (southern grasshopper mouse) is the source of this 8117-nucleotide messenger RNA. It is a transcript of the gene Il17rd, whose product is annotated as interleukin 17 receptor D. The transcript is spliced from 13 exons. The record is from RefSeq and is a predicted model, not a curated record. Bases 63 to 2285 code for a protein of 740 amino acids. NCBI's taxonomy places the organism in Eukaryota, Metazoa, Chordata, Mammalia, Rodentia, Cricetidae. Gene Ontology annotation, molecular function: interleukin-17 receptor activity.
CUAGGAGCGAGCUGCAGGCAGCAGCGGAGGGGAGAAGGGCGCCCCUGGGCUAGCGUACGGCUAUGGCCCCGUGGCUGCAGCUCUGUUCCUUCUUCUUCACUGUCAACGCCUGCCUCAACGGCUCGCAGCUGGCAGUGGCUGCGGGUGGCUCGGGCCGCGCGAGGGGCGCCGACACCUGUGGCUGGAGGGGAGUGGGGCCGGCCAGCAGAAACAGCGGGCUGCACAACGUCACCUUCAGAUAUGACAACUGUACGACCUACUUGAAUCCAGUUGGGAAGCACAUGAUUGCUGAUGCCCAGAACAUCACAAUCAGCCAGUAUGCUUGCCAUGACCAAGUGGCGGUCACCAUUCUUUGGUCCCCAGGGGCCCUUGGCAUUGAACUCCUAAAAGGGUUCCGAGUGAUCCUGGAGGAGCUGAGGUCAGAGGGAAGGCAGUGCCAGCAGCUGACGCUAAAGGACCCGAAACAGCUCACCAAUAGCUUCAAAAGAACGGGAAUGGAAUCUCAGCCUUUCCUGAAUAUGAAAUUUGAAACGGAUUACUUUGUAAAGAUUGUCCCCUUUCCUUCCAUUAAAAAUGAAAGCAAUUACCAUCCUUUCUUCUUCAGAACCCGGGCCUGUGACCUAUUGUUACAGCCUGACAACAUGGCCUGCAAGCCCUUCUGGAAGCCUCGAAACCUGACUAUCACCCAGCACGGUUCAGACGUGCAAGUGUCCUUUGACCACGCGCCACAUAACUUUGGCUUCCGUGGCUUCUAUCUUCACUAUAAGCUCAAGCAUGAAGGCCCCUUCAGGCGGAGGACGUGCAAGCAGGACCAGAACACAGAGACAAGCAGCUGCCUCCUCCAAAAUGUUUCUCCAGGGGGUUAUGUCAUUGAGCUGGUGGACGAAAACAACACAACCAGGAAAGUGGUGCAGUACGCGGUAAGGCCAGUGCACUCUCCCUGGGCUGGACCCAUCAGAGCUGUGGCCAUCACUGUGCCUCUGGUUGUCAUCUCGGCCUUUGCUACGCUUUUCACUGUGAUGUGCAGAAAGAAACAACAAGAAAAUAUAUAUUCACAUUUAGAUGAAGAAAGCCCGGAGUCCUCCACAUACGCUGCGGCUCUCCCCAGAGACAGGCUCCGGCCACGGCCCAAGGUCUUCCUCUGUUACUCCAGUAAAGAUGGCCAGAGCCACAUGAAUGUGGUCCAGUGUUUUGCCUACUUCCUCCAGGAUUUCUGUGGCUGCGAGGUGGCUCUGGACCUGUGGGAAGAUCUCAGCCUCUGCAGAGAAGGGCAAAGAGAAUGGGUCAUUCAGAAGAUCCACGAGUCCCAGUUCAUCAUUGUCGUGUGCUCCAAAGGCAUGAAGUACUUUGUAGAUAAGAAGAACUACAAACACAAAGGAGGCAGUCGAGGCGCCGGCCAAGGAGAGCUCUUCCUUGUGGCUGUGGCUGCCAUUGCUGAGAGGCUCCGCCAGGCCAAGCAGAGUUCAUCUGCAGCACUGAGCAAGUUUAUCGCUGUCUACUUUGAUUAUUCCUGUGAAGGAGAUGUCCCCUGUGUUCUGGACCUGAGCACCAAAUACAAGCUCAUGGACAACCUUCCUGAGCUGUGUUCCCAUCUGCACUCAGGAGAGCACGGCCCUCAGGGGCUGGGUCAGCACCCGGCACAUAGCAGUAGAAGGAACUACUUCCGGAGCAAGUCCGGCCGCUCCUUGUAUGUUGCUAUUUGCAACAUGCACCAGUUUAUUGAUGAGGAGCCUGAUUGGUUCGAGAAGCAGUUUAUACCCUUCCAUCCUCCCCCUGUGCGCUACCAGGAGCCAGUCCUGGAGAAGUUUGACUCGGGUUUGGUUUUAAAUGAUGUCAUAACCAAACCAGGGCCAGAGAGUGACUUCUGUCUAAAAGCUGAGGCUUCUACACUUGGGGCCCCUAGGCUAGCUGACUCAUACUCAUACCUGGAAAAUCAGCAUACAAGCCUGGACCAGGAUACUGAGGCCCAUCCCAUCUGUGAGAGUGGCCCUGCCUUGCCCCUGUUGCAUGCGGUGAAAGCUGGCCUCCCCUCAGAUAUGCCACGGGACUCAGGCAUAUAUGAUUCCUCUGUGCCUUCAUCAGAGUUGUCUCUGCCUCUGAUAGAAGGACUCUCCCCUGACCAGAUUGAAACAUCUUCCCUGACCGAGAGCGUAUCUUCCUCCUCUGGCCUCGGUGAGGAGGAUCUCCCUACCCUCCCUUCCAAGCUCCUCGCCUCUGAGGUGUGCAAAGAAGAACAUGGUCGCCACAGCUAUACUGAUGAACCCCAAGUGGUUGCCCCUUUGUGAGGACAUGGGAGCAUCUAAGUAUCGCCACUUUAACUGCUGCUGACUGGGUUUCCCAGCUCACCUCUGUGUUGCGCAGCCUACCUGGGGCUGAGGGCUCACACAAGGAUAUCUGGAAUGAAAUUCUGGCCAAUACUCCAUCCUUCCUGCUCCAGCCUUCUAAUAGAUAUUUAGCAGAGUCUCUGAUUUCCCAAAAGCAUAUGGAGCUCUCCAAGGCAUGUCCAUUAGAUCAGGCGGCAGCCGGCUAUGUGAUGCCAUUCCUUGGAUUGGAGCCUUUCCUGGGAGGCAGAGAGAAGCAGGAGGGACCAACACUGCUUGUUCUGACUCCACUGACCUCUGCAAACUUUACCUGGCCCUUUCGGCUACUUUGAUUCAAACUGUUUUGUGGAAACAGCACUUUGAACAUCAGUACAGCUACACAUCAGGUGCUGUCUGGGACCCAGAUUAUGCUGCGAGUGAUGUUUCCAUCCAUUUCGGAUGUGGAACUUACACUGUCUUGAGUGUUAGGUAACUCUGAGUCAAAGGUCUAGACAAUGACUGAAUGUCCAUCCAGUCUCUUUUUAUGAAACGACUUUCUCUUAUAUUACUGGGAACCGUGGCUGACCAGGAUGGAAUCCAUGGAGCAGGCUGAUCCUCUUGACUGCCGUAUGGGAAGAAGAUGCCAGCACCUGGAUGUCUUCCCUGGAUCUAAGGAGCCAGCAUGUGGGGACCACAGGCGUCUGUUUAGUUUCCCUGGGUUACAAUUACUGCUCUGUAGCUCGGGUGAUGAUGCGUGGAGAUAAGGACUAUUACACAGCUGGACAGCAUUAUUGGAAGCUGUGGUUUGUACUUUGGCUGUGGUGCUCUGGGUCCUGAAUGUUAGAGGUCAGAAUCUAUUAAAAUACAACAGUGUGUGGGAGGUGGUGACCAGUUAAUCUGCUGAUAUGGUUUUGACUAGUGACAAACCUCCUUUUUAGAAAGCAGAAAGGAGGGGAUUGUUACAAAAGUAAAUGCUCUAUUUUUAUGAAUGACUCUUGUACAGAAGUUCUGUUCCCAAAGGCAAAACAUCUCUUCACAUGCUGUUCAUUAAGUAAUUAGACGUAUAUAAUGACACGUCCGUCUCAUCCUCUCGCCCUGGCGCAUUUGGUGUGAGCAUCCUUCUCCACUGUAAUCAUGAGUGCUGUUGGAUUUUGGCAGGCUGUUUUCCUUCUCAGCAUUCUACUGGGAACUGUGAAGGGUUCUCCCAUUCUUUAACCAGAUAGGAUCAACAUUAAGGAGGAUGCUGAGAAAGAUCCCAAGGUGGGGUGGAGGAGAGGCAGGCUUUUCCCUUCUAGGCACAUGUUGAGCAAGAAGGGAAGGAAGCCUCAGCUCCUACAGCAGUUUGUGUGUGUGUGUUGGAUGAAAGUUUCCUCCCUGCAGCUGGCAGCUUCUCAGGAGAGAACAGAGCAGCUGCUCUGGGCAAGCUGUGAGACAAUCUCACUGUAAAACUGAGCCUCUUAGCAGCUGAGUUUGUUCCAUAUUGUCGCUGUGGAAUCCAGACCCAGCAGACAGAGCUCCCACCUCCAUGAGACUCUCCUGGCCGUUCUCAGACUUGGCAUUCAUUCUCUGAAGGAGAUCAGUGGGCCUAAAUUGCUAACGUGUGACCAUUCACUGGGAACAUCAUCAGAGGUUUUUUUUUCCCCUUUUUAAGCUGAGGCCAAGAAAUAUUUUAGCCCCCCUCCAAGGAGACUCCCGAAAGAAACCACUUUUAGGAGAGAUACUCCAUUUUGCAUAUGAGAUGUGGGACCCCUGAGAGUGCCUAGGGCCAGCAUGGGGCCUUGGGCUUCGGGCUAAGCAAGGCCCAGGCAGAGAGCUCACGGCAUGGAUUCAAGUGAGGAAACUAAAAGGAAACCAUCUGAGCCUUCUAAUAUGCCAAUCUAAAAAGUCAAGAUCAUCAGGUGAUGUUUCAGUUUGGAGUUAGUGCUGGAUGCUUUUAUUUUGAAAUAGGAAUGUUUCUGAUCAGAAGACUCAGAUGCUAACAUGCCAAGUGAUGAAACUACAGUAAGGUUGCUUAACUCAGGAUGAGCAGAUAGUGGGUAAUAAAGUGAAAUUUGAUUAGUCAGCCCCUGUCCCCCUCCCUCUCAUCAUUCGAGCUAGGAAUGAGAAUUGCCCUGCAGAUUAAGGCAAAGUGUCUGUUCUGAACAGAGCUGCAGUUUUUGACUCAAAAUUGUCCCACGCGGUAGAGAUGGUAAGAUGGAAAGAUGGGAUUAGAGAAAGGUUCUGACAAGCCACAGGCUUUUUGAUGCUGUAGGGAAACAAGAGGAGGUUGGGUCUGUGAGUGAACAGUAUGUGGAUGAAGAGAGAGUGUCCACUGGGAAGGAGGCUGGGGUAAGACCAGGGCACCAGGAAGCCCGGAAUGAUGAGGUAGAUGUUGACCUGUGUCUGUGGGUGUCCCACAAGUGCAUCUGAUGCUGAGAAGCCUAGCUAAGGGGGGUAGGGGAGGGUGUUCUUUGAACAGUUGAUGGCAAGUAACAGGAACUACCUCAAUGGGCCCCACCCAGCUACAUGUGUGCAGAGGCUUUGGGCUUUGGGGUACAUGGAUUUCUAGAAUGAAUCAGAAGUCUCCUUGACCAGGCCUAGGGAUUCAGAUGGGACCUAGGCAGGUAAUAGAAUUUUGAGUCUCAAAGUUAUGGUCUGAAGUUUUGGAUUGGCAGACAGGUGCUAACUGAAGUCAGCCCUGGGUCAGAAGCUGAAAGCUAUCUUCAGUGAUCAUGAGAUCAUUGGAUGCAUUGCAUGCAGAAAGUUAGGGGUUCAAGUUUGAGUCUGAUUGAAGCUCAGACUUACCUCUUCAUAGUCACGUGAUUUUUUUUUUUUUGUUACUGGUUUUCUUGACCACUUCUACUCUUAGGUCCUCUGACCUUUAUGUAAGUAACUAAAUAGGGAACUGUCCCCUCCAGACUAUGGGAUUGCAGGGUUGUGGGAGCUUUUCAGAAGGAAUAGGGAAGCUAUUUUAUUCAUGAGGGAGAAAGAAAGGAAAACACAAAAUCAUCAGCUACCUCAACACAAGAAAGAACAUUCUGCCUUUAUUGGGAAAAGGUAGACCACGCCAAGGUGAAGGUUUCUCAUCUUUUUCUUUUAUCUUCCAUUGUUGGAGAUGGUUGCUCAUAGUUGGCAGAGUCUGCUUUCUGGGGCACCAGUGUCCUCGGGCAUAAAAAAAAACCUGGCAGUGACACACCAGAGGCUCACAGAGACAACAGGACAUGGUAGCACCUGGAGCAAACUGUGGCACCCCUGUGCAGCCUUCAGGAGCAGGGAACAUUCCAGAUGAGUGUGUCUAUGCAGCGUUUCCUGCUUUCCCCAGUUUUAAAGAAAAGCUGAGAAUUUCUGAUUUUUAAGCUAUUAAUGUCUAGUGCUGGCAAGCCCAACAACCCAAGUUCAGUCCCAUGACCCACCCUCUCCUAAAAGUUGUGUUCCUUCACUUCCUCAUACUGGCUGUGGCACUCACAGAUACCCAUGUCAUGCGCUUGUGUGUAUAUGUAUGUGUGUGCACACACUAAGUUAAAAAAACAAACUAAACAUUGGCAAUUAAACUUUAGAAACUACUAAAGUGAAUUCAGGACCAACAGAACAUGUAGCUGGAUCUGAUUUUGCAUGGUGGCUGCCAGGUUGUGACUUCUGCUUUGUAAGGUGUGAAAUAAACCUUCCAUAGUAAUCACAAAUGUAUGGGGCCCCAGGAAAAGCUGCUGCUAGCCCUCUCCUUCAGGAAACUUGAUAUGAUCCUGAUGGUUUUGCUUCUCAUGUAGCCCAGGCUGGCCUUGAACCUCUGAUGCCUCUCUGGCAUGCACCAUACACCACAGCCUCAAUAUGAUUCUGAAUGCAUCUGAAAUGUUUUGAUUGUGUCUUUACAUUUCAUGUCUCAAGAGAAAGGCAGCUCAGCUGUUAAUUUCAAAUUCAGAUUUAUACUGUCCUGUAUUUACAGUUGCAUUUGAACUCCUGAACUUUGGGGUCUUAUUUAUAGUUCAGCUCUAGUUGUAAUCAUGUAUUUAUGUGGGGGGCAGUUCUGAGCUUAUGCCAACAUACUGUUAGGGGAAAUUUAUUUGGGGGGUACAGCACAGUGCCCCAAUACUGGGUUUUGGCGUCAUCUUUUUUUCUACAGCCUAGGACUGUUUUGGAGGUGUAAUAAAGGAAAUGGAGAGAAGCAUUUCCUGUUGUCCCCAUGGGUGUUUGGUCACCCUGGUCAAAUCACCACUUUUCCAGAUCCAAGGGUGAAAGUUAGCCGAAGGAAGGCUGGCUGGCUGUAAGCGGUUGGCUUUGGUUCCAGUUUCAGAAUUUGAGGGCUAGGAGAGGCUUAGAUCACCCAGCAUGUUCCCUCGGUGCACUCAAGACAGGCUGUGCUUGAGUUGUUCCAGACACAAGGCUGUAGCCCAGAGUCUGGCUCCUUAGCGAAGGAGAUUCUGUAACCUCCCCGCUGAUCAGAUGGUUCUCUGUAUGUCUUUGUUGCAGAAAUUCAAGCCAGCUUUCUUUUGUCUAGGGUGUAGAGGAGAAAGAACAGCUGGUCACCUUCCCAGUAUUGAAAACCACAGUGAAGUCAUCCCCUGUUGUUUUUUUAGUAGUAAAUAAUCCCACCCACUUAACGUCUUUCGAGGCUCUUGUUCUCCAGGGGUUUAAUGAUUUCCUCCAUUCCUGCACUUCUCAGCUCUUCUCAGCUUCAUACUCAGUUACCCAGACAACACCGGUGCCUUGUUCACAUGGGGCCAUUUGACAGCCAUGCCCCAGUUAGGGUUACAGGGAAGUUUGUGCGCGCCUGGGUGCUCUCACCACAUAAAAAAAUAUGGCACUUUAAAACACUGUCAUAUCACUGAUAGGCGUUCGGAGAGUUAUGACCGCCUCUUCUGGUCUCUUGGUGAUAGUCCUGGAUCCUGUGGUAUAGCUUCUUUUCUCCCAUGGGCAAACACUUGGUGCUCAUUCCUGAUGUAGUUAACAUCUUCUUUUAAUCUGAAGACACCCUUCAAGGCCAGCUCUUACCUUCAGAGUGGCAGCUUUGGGUUCUGUUUUUUACCCAUCUCUAGACUUGACCUUUAUUUUGUGAAUCAUAUCAUUGUUUAAAUGGUGCACACUUCAGCAGAAGAACUGGCAAGGUCCGGGGGAGGGCGUUGCUAAGUGCCACCUUCCCAUUGCUGUUAGGGACUAAUUUACAAAUCCUUUUGAAAGCCUCAGGGAGAGCCUCUGGGGAAUUUUGGCCAAUUGUUUUCUUUCCUGCCCUUUGGGUCAUCUUUGAUAUUCACCUGGGACCAUAGAUACCAAGGCUGUAUGUCUCAGUUGAGUAGGCAUAGUAGUUGAUACAAUGUAGCAAUUGCAGUAGUUGAUACAGACAGAAGCAAUCGUUCCAGCUGCACAGCUAAUAUUUAUAUUGCAUAGAAUCCAGCAGAGUCAAGGAGCAGCCUCCCGUGGCUGCCACUGAGUUAUAUGCAAUGUGCUCAUCUGUUAUUUUAAAAAAAAAAAAAUUCUCUUCCUCUCAAAAAGAAGCAUAUCAAGUUUGGACAGCAGCAAAACUUCUGUACAAAUCCAAAGUGUUCAUUUUGAGUCUAACAUUAAUUUUCGUUAUCUGUAUAAAGAGCAAAUAUUUUUACUGUGGAAGCUCCCAUGUUAAGAAGGAAGGCCUUCGGGCACAGUGAUGACUGAUGACAUUGUUUUGUUUUAUAUUUUAAGUUUUUUCUUUGUGAGGUUUGGCAGAAUAGUGAGCACGGGCAGUCUGUAGCAGUGUGCCAUAUUUUUACAUUGGAGAUAUUGGUGGUGUAUUUGUAUAAAACUAUACAUAGAUGGUAGUCAUGGCUGACAUAUGUAAGAUGUUUUUGUGCCUUAGAAUUUCUGCAUCAA